Molecule: messenger RNA, 1078 nt
Organism: Musca vetustissima
Lineage: Eukaryota; Metazoa; Arthropoda; Insecta; Diptera; Muscidae
Product: WSCD family member GA21586
Exons: 7
Coding region: 119-1078 (319 amino acids)
Source: RefSeq, a predicted model, not a curated record
ACUAAAAACGAAAAAUAACAAAAAAAAAAGAAAGAAACACCCGAAACAUGAAAACAACGUGCAUCGAGACCUGCCACAUUAUCCAAUAAAAAGUAUAAAAUAAUGAAAAAGAGGCGGUAUGGCAUUACAAGGUUGGCGACUUUGCGGCGUAACGGUAACAAUAGUUAUAUACAUUGGAGGUGUUCUCUUUCUUUCCAUGAAUAAUGUUCCUGGUUCACAUCCUAGACGAAUACGUACUGAACGUUUUGCAGAGUUUCCUAAUUAUCGAAAUCAAAAGCAUGGCAUCAAUCAAAAGAUGACAAUUAGAUGGUGUAAAGAAUUAAGAUAUAUGCAACCUGAGCUUCCAGCAGAACCUGCCGAUGCAGCUUCCGAAUUUAAUAAUCCAAAUAUUAGCGAUAACGAUGAUAAUACUAAGACUGGAUUGACAGCGCUGGCGUCUUUUCCGGGAAGCGGCAAUACAUGGCUGAGAUAUUUACUACAACAGUCUACAGGUAUUUUGACUGGAAGUAUUUACAAAGACUAUGGACUACUAAAAACCGGAUUUCCGGGUGAAAAUGUUUGCAACAGCUCUGUGUUAUUAGUCAAAACUCACGAAUGGGGCCCAAAAGCUUGGGCUCCGUUUUCCAAGGCUAUACUGUUAGUUAGGGAUCCAGAAAAGGCGAUUAUUGCUGAAUUUAAUAGACAAAGUGGAGGUCAUGUUGGAUUUGCAUCUCCAGAUCGCUACAAAAGAACAAAAGGAAAAUAUUGGCAACAAUUCGUAACCAAUAAGUUGCGUGGUUGGGAACUGAUGAAUCUCAACUGGGCUAAGAAUUUUACCGGCAACGUCAAAAUAGUUUUUUACGACGAUUUAGUUAACAACGUUGAAACAGUAUUAAGAAGCAUUUUAGAAUUUCUCGAAUUUCCAAUAGACGAGAGUCUGCUGAAGUGUGCACUGAUGCGAAAGGAGGGAAUUUUCCGGCGAAAGAAACGUAUACUAGCAUUUGAUCCUUACACGCCUGCCAUGAGAGCCAACCUUGAGGAACGAAAACAAUAUGUCUUCAGUGUGUUGGGUCGGACUAUGACAACAACAACAAACUAG